Pseudomassariella vexata is the source of this 455-nucleotide messenger RNA. RefSeq lists its product as uncharacterized. Bases 34 to 360 code for a protein of 108 amino acids. Lineage: Eukaryota; Fungi; Ascomycota; Sordariomycetes; Amphisphaeriales; Pseudomassariaceae. The record is from RefSeq and is a predicted model, not a curated record. The transcript is spliced from 2 exons.
CCUCGAUCGAGUCUGACGCCAAUUGCACAAAUCAUGCUUGAAGUUAAGCUUGUCUUGGCAUUGUUCGUCUUCAGCUCGAAGCUAGGGCCGCUGCUGAUAAGGGCAGACCUGUACUUCAUAGGUCAUAUUAUCCCAUUUGAUUUGUUGCUUUUCCGUCACCACCUCCGAGGCUACCUUACAGAUGCUAGGAUAGAGUGGAAGAUGAAGUUGCAUAUGGGACCCCGCCUGCUAGGGAGUCCAGUUGCCUGGCCCUCGAGGUUUUUGAUCAGGAUCGACUGGCAGUUGCAUGGGCAUGUAAAAGUACUUAUACAUAUAUAUAUAUUUCCCUGGGGCCCAUCCUCGCUCUUGCCUUGCGCCUAGAGGACAUCACGUCGCGUGACAGCUGCCCGGCAGGAUCGAUCCAAGAUAAUUUAUGCGCGAGGAGACAAGACGUCACUCUCUCGAGGACCACAUUG